AUGGCGGUGAUCAAGAAGGGCGGUUCUCUCAAGCAGACCAUCCUGUUUGUCGCCCAGCUUGUCGAUUUAUUCCUCACAACCAGGGACAAAGAUGUUCUAGGCUUCGAGACGUGGAUUAACAAGGAUGGGAACUUCACCAGAACGCUGUCAGAAACUCCUCCUCCAGCCACCCAUGUGGUUGGACAGUCCACUUUCGUUGAUUUCGAUGGUGAUGGGUUCCAGGACCACCUCUUGCCAGUGUGUAUGGACCCCAGCUGCGUGAGGAGUGCCAUCUAUCUGUCCAGGCCAGGAGACAAUCAGUGGUUACCCGUGCUGGCUGACUUCCAGAACAGGGACACGCUGUGGGGCUUCGUGCCCCCUGCACAGGCUCCUGGGGAAACGAGCCAGCCCAUCACCCUCCACCUUGGGGACUACAACCUGGACGGCUUCCCGGACGCUCUGGUCAUCCUGCACAACACCAGCAGCAGCGACCAGCAGGCCUUCCUCCUGGAGAACAUUCCGUGUAACAACGCCAGUUGCCAUGACGUUGGGCGGAUGUUCCGGGUGCACUGGGACCAGUCAGACCUGGGGGCCAUCCCCAAGGCUGCCGUGGCAACCUUCUUUGACAUCUACGAGGAUGGCAUAUUAGACAUGAUGGUGCUGAGCCGGGCUGAGGGGAAGGACGAGUUCCUCAUCCACGCUCUGAAGAACAACUUUGAAGCAGACGCAUACUUUGUUAAAGUGAUUGUACUCAGCGGCCUCUGCUUAGGUUCCAACGACUGUCCUCAGAAAGUCAAGCCGUUCGGGGUGAACCAGCCAGGCCCCUACGUCAUGUACACCUCUGUGGACUCCAACGGCUACCUGAAGAACGCCUCUGCGGGCCAGCUGAGCCAGUCGGCUCACCUCUCCCUGCAGCUGCCCUACACCGUGCUGGGCCUGGGACGCAGCGCCAACUUCCUGGACCACCUCUACGUGGGCAUCCCCCACCCUCCCGGACACAAGGAUGUGAGGAAGCAGGAGUGGACUGCUAUCAUCCCCAACUCUCAGCUCAUCGUGAUCCCGUACCCACACAAUGAACCCCGCAGCUGGAGUGCCAAGCUGUACCUCACCCCCAGCAACAUCGUCCUGCUGACGGCCAUCGCUCUCAUCGGGGUGUGUGUCUUCAUCCUCGUCAUCAUCGGAAUACUCCACUGGAAAGAGAAGAAAGCGGAUGACCGGGAGAAGAGACAGGAAGCCCACCGCUUUCAUUUCGAUGCCAUGUGAAGGAGCUGCCGACCAGACGGGCAUUGUGGGCGAAGUGAAACGCAUGAACACACAUCACAUACGCACCCAUAAUACACAUCCAUCACACACAUACCACAUGAGCCACACACACUUCUAUACACUUCUUGCACAUGUGCUCAUGCCCCCAGACAAGUCCUCGUUGUGUGGAAUAGUAGGCGUGAAAAAAAUGUCAAUGUUUUCUUUCUUGGACAGUCAGUUGGCUGGCCUCCUUCAGGGCCCAUUGUGUUGACCGAGUUGAAAACGGAAUGUUUAAAUUGUUAUUUCUUCACCCUCAUGUAUUCCAAAUGCCAAAAUGUAGUUAUCACACUGGACCAUGGAGUUGGAUGGCUCUGACUUGAGAGAAGGACAUAUUCUUGUGUUCCACUGUAGCUCCGUUUAGGAAUGGGUACCACAUGGACACAGAGAGAUGCUACUCCAAUAUUUUGCAACAUUUCUGAAAUGUCUCGACCAAAUGUCAAAAUUCAGAUCAGUGAGAUUCCCCAACGUUUUGUUUUUGUUUGAUUGUUCAUCUGUUUGUGUGUUUGCAUUGCUACUGUAUAUGUGAUGUUACUUGAAAUUCCACUGACCUUCCUCUCAACCCUAACUUCCUGUCCGCCCUACUCAUAUCACUGGAAUGUACUCCUCUCCCGUCUUAACCUUUUUAACCUUGAAUCCUUUUUAUCCCAGUUGACUGUCCCCACCCCUGACAUGAACUUGUGAAAGGCUGCUACUGCUGCACUCUCCAGCUUGAUCCUCAUAGCUAGGCCUCGGGCAAAUACUGUCUCUGCUCAUAGUCAUAUUCCACUUAACAGGGUCCACUUGGUGCAUUUUGGAGAACCAAAUGGUCUAUAUGUGUACAAAAAUAAUAAUAAUUACGAGUCAACAAGGCUAACUAAAGCAUUACUGUGGCUCUGACUUUUAUUUGACCUUCAUCCACGAGUAGGAGGCAUAACCCAUGACUAAUCUGAAGCCAAGGCUUCCGCAUGUUUCCAUUUCAGACUAAUGGACAAAGUGUGUUGGAAUACCGCUGUCCAACCUUCAGCCAUGUUCUUGUGGUUUGCACUUUUGUACUAAUGAUCUUCAGCAUACAUGUCUAAUUUAUUGCAUUUUGGAGUCUUUGUUAAUUGGGUUUACAUGUUGAAUUUAUGAAGUGUUCAUUUGUGUUGAUUAACAACUGUGUUGGGGUUGCAAAUUA
Molecule: messenger RNA, 2437 nt
Organism: Osmerus eperlanus (European smelt)
Lineage: Eukaryota; Metazoa; Chordata; Actinopteri; Osmeriformes; Osmeridae
Gene: itfg1
Product: integrin alpha FG-GAP repeat containing 1
Exons: 13
Coding region: 1-1242 (413 amino acids)
Cellular component (GO): plasma membrane
Source: RefSeq, a predicted model, not a curated record